This is a messenger RNA of Dentiscutata erythropus, 279 nucleotides long. Lineage: Eukaryota; Fungi; Glomeromycota; Glomeromycetes; Diversisporales; Gigasporaceae. The record is from the annotation of a GenBank genome assembly.
AUGCGACCACGUAAUACACAAAUUAAAGUUAUUCAUGAUCAAGAAAUUACAAGUAAAAACAAAGAUCAAAAUAAUAUAAUUCCUUCGGAUAAUGUAUCAUCAUCACUAAAGAAUAUUCUUCGUUCUUCUCAAAAACAUGGUAAUAUCAAAAGUGUUGAACACAAUGACUCUGGCGUUUUGGAUGAAAUUGGUGGAAAGAGAAAAAGGGAGCAGAAGGCAAAGGAACCAUCUUCGCAUAAAGCAAGAAUUACAAAGAAAACCAAGAAAAGUAAAAAUUAA